Messenger RNA from Juglans regia (Persian walnut), 737 nucleotides. RefSeq lists its product as uncharacterized. NCBI's taxonomy places the organism in Eukaryota, Viridiplantae, Streptophyta, Magnoliopsida, Fagales, Juglandaceae. The record is from RefSeq and is a predicted model, not a curated record. Bases 151 to 561 code for a protein of 136 amino acids. The transcript has a single exon.
UCCAUUUCUUUCCCGCCCCUCUGCGCCCCCUCCCCUCGUUAAAAACCCUACUUCCAUCUCUCUCUCUUUCCCUCUCUCUCUCUCAAGUCUCCAACCUGAUCUCAUCAGCUCUCUCUGAAUACUCGAAUCUCUCCUCUCUCGCUUUUUGCCAUGAACCGGAGGGUCAGAGCGUCUACCAAAUGCUCCUUAUCCCCAAGCCGGUCCGAGCCAUUCCACAAGUAUCUUAAACCAGGCAUGCUCGCCCAAAUCCGUGACUUGCGAAUCAGCGCUCGGACUCACCGAGUCAGGUUGCUAUACUCGAUCUCCUCCUCUUCCCAGAUCUCUAUCCACCGCUCGACCCCGCCUUCAUCUCCACCUUCGAGCAACGGCAGUCAACAACUCCCGGUUAGUGUGGGCGACGGCAUCCCUUGCUUUGCCAGCAGGAUCUACGGUCCGCGUUGCCCGCAGAGGAAGAAGCUCGUGGCAGCCAAGUCUGUCUUGUUCCUGAACCCUAGCCCGGUCCCGGACGCGCCCGAUCCGGUCGUCGACGCUUUCAGUAAUGAUAUUCUCGUCGCUCAUUGAAAUGAAGUAGUUUUAGCUCACUCUGUGGAGGUUACUGAGGAGUUUUCAUCUUGUAGAGCGAUUUUUAUUUGUAGUUGGUUGUACUUUGAUCAUUUAUGUGAAAAAGGAAAAAAUAUUUCUUAGACAGAACUGAAAAAUGAUAAUAAAUUCAUCCAAAACUUCCAAUUUUAGAUCUA